AUGAAUAAAAAUCAAUCAGAAGCUCAAAAGUAUGAGUCAUUUUUAAAUAGUAGACUUAAAAUAGAUUUGAAUAAAGCUUAUAGAAGAAAAGAAAUAUACUAAAUGAGACUAAGAGAUUAUAUCGAGACAGAAAUGUUUAUACAAAAGGCAGAAAGCAUUUAAGGAGAUUCAAUUAAAAUGAAACUGGAUUUAGGACAUUAAUUUUUUGCAAACGCGGAAAUUGAAAAUAAAGAUAAGAUUGUUUUGGAUGUAGGACUUGGAGUAUUUGUAGAGUUAACAUAUAAAGAAGCAAAAGAUAUUAUAUUUCAACAAAAGAUUGAGCUUGAAAGAUUGAUAAGAAAGGCUGAUAUUGAUAUUGUUGAUAUUAAGACCAAUAUAAAAAUAUUUGAGAAUACUUUGAAUUAGCUAGCAGGUUUAGUGUAGCAAUGA
Molecule: messenger RNA, 429 nt
Organism: Tetrahymena thermophila SB210
Lineage: Eukaryota; Ciliophora; Oligohymenophorea; Hymenostomatida; Tetrahymenidae
Product: prefoldin subunit
Exons: 4
Source: RefSeq, a predicted model, not a curated record